UCCCCUCGCAGUGGGGGGAAGGAAUCAAACCCCCAAGAUGGCGGCGGCGGCGGAGGCGCGAAUGGCGGAGGAAGGAGGCGGCGGCCACGGCGACGGCGGCUCCUCUUCGGCCACUGGCUCUGCCCAACGACAGCCCCCACAGCCCCCACCCCAGACCCCGCAGCCGGCGUCCCAGGCAUCCCCAGCACCGGCGCUGUCUCCGGACCAGCUGCCUCAAAACAACACGCUGGUGGCGCUGCCCAUCGUAGCCAUCGAGAACAUCCUCAGCUUUAUGUCCUACGACGAAAUUAGCCAGCUCCGCCUGGUUUGUAAAAGAAUGGACUUGGUGUGCCAGAGAAUGUUGAAUCAGGGGUUUCUGAAAGUGGAGAGGUACCAUAAUCUAUGUCAGAAACAAGUUAAAGCACAACUUCCACGGAGAGAGUCAGAAAGGAGAAACCACUCAUUAGCUCGUCAUGCAGACAUUCUUGCUGCUGUUGAAACAAGGCUGUCACUAUUAAAUAUGACUUUCAUGAAGUAUGUGGAUUCCAAUCUUUGUUGCUUCAUCCCAGGAAAGGUGAUUGAUGAGAUUUAUCGUGUGUUGAGAUAUGUCAAUUCUACCAGAGCCCCUCAACGAGCUCAUGAAGUUCUUCAAGAAUUAAGGGAUAUUUCUUCCAUGGCAAUGGAAUACUUUGAUGAAAAGAUUGUUCCAAUUCUAAAGAGAAAAUUACCAGGAUCAGAUGUGUCUGGAAGACUCAUGGGGUCUCCGCCAGUUCCAGGACCAUCUGCAGCCCUCACGACAAUGCAGCUUUUCUCCAAGCAAAACCCUUCAAGACAAGAGGUUACCAAACUCCAGCAGCAGGUUAAAACAAAUGGUGCUGGCGUGACUGUUCUCAGGCGUGAAAUUUCUGAGCUUCGCACCAAAGUGCAAGAACAGCAGAAACAGCUUCAAGACCAAGAUCAGAAACUGCUAGAGCAGACACAGAUCAUAGGGGAACAGAAUGCACGGUUGGCAGAGCUGGAGCGCAAACUGCGAGAAGUAAUGGAAAGUGCAGUGGGAAACUCCUCAGGGUCUGGGCAGAGCGAGGAGUCUCCUCGGAAACGAAAAAAGGCCACAGAAGCCAUAGACUCUCUUAGGAAAUCUAAACGUCUUCGGAAUAGGAAGUAAAUUGGAAAGUGUUUCUAGCUCCAGAGGCAGACAUGGCUUAGUAGCUUAAGCAGUUAUGCAUAUCAGGAUACCGUGAGCAGCAUGGUGUCCCCUUGGCUUCUAGGCUUUCAGAUCACAACUUGAACUCUUAUUGUUGGGACAUUUCCUUUCCUGCUUCUUCUGGUUGAACUAAUGCACAGAGUCUUUUUACUUUGCAAUAGAUUUGUACUAACCAGACCUGUUCUAUCAUGUUUUGAGGAGUUAACUUUUUUCUGUGCAGAUAAUGUUUAAAGUAAGUUAAUUUGUUUCUGCAUAUAUGCACAUUACAUAAAGAUCUUAAACCCAGUCUUGAUAGACUAGAAGUUACGUUUCAUAUAGAAAAUGUCCUGUUCACUUGAAAGAAAAGACUUACUUUUUAAAAUGGACACUAUCUUGUUUUUUUGUUUUUUUGUUUUUAAGUUGUCUUUUGUUAUAAGUGACCUUUGUCUGGAAUGUCUGAAAAGUAGUUAAUGCUUUUUGGUAUUGAAGUAAUGGGUAACUAAAACGGACUUCCAUAGUAUUGACUGUAGAAGAAGCCUCUACAGUAUUGACUAUAUAUUUUUAUAAACUACUGGCAAGGGACUUACCCAGUUGUUAGAUACAUGUUUUCAAUUCUCUUUUGGGGCCAUGUCCUACAUUUGCAUGGAUGGAUGCAUGUGUUGCCUAGUCAACUCACUUAAAAGCUCUUGCACUGGGAUUGAUCUUGAACCUCUACACUUCACUUUUUAGAGCAGUGUCUUAGUUUAUUUAAGCGCUUAAUAUCUUCCACCACAACAGCUUGCCUCUAGAGGAAGAAUUGUUAGUCUGUUUGUCCUCCAGUUUUAUAGGAAGAAGAAACUCUUGAAGCCCAUUGCUUUAUUUAUUCUCUGUAGAGUUCAGGUACACUGGCUAAGACAGAACCCCAAAUUCCAAGGCUCUUUCAAUAUUGAACCUCCGUGAGUAGGGGACCCAACUUCCAGGAUGUAGUUUUGCCAUUGAUUCAGGAAAAGUUCCUUGAAGAAAAUUGGAGCAUGAGAAAGCAUUCUGAUUAUUUCUUUUCUGGGGGAUGACCUGCGGAAAGCUUUUUAAUAUUAAUUUCAAGCUUUCCUUAUCCUACAACUUUAAAUGAAAGCUUUAAUUUCAUUUGCACUCCUGUUUUGAGCUUGUAACUGGAAAAGCAUGUCUUGCACUGUUCAGCCUUCUGAGUGGUCACUUUAACAACCUUCAAAUUGUGUUCAGUGGUUAUUUCCCCCAGUUACAUAUUUUUUGAGACAUUGAACUAUCACUGUCCUAGUUUUAUUUUAAUGUACUGAAUUAUGUAGUUAUGUGUUACGUUCUUUUAAACAA
Otolemur garnettii (small-eared galago) is the source of this 2488-nucleotide messenger RNA. RefSeq names its product F-box protein 28 (gene FBXO28). NCBI's taxonomy places the organism in Eukaryota, Metazoa, Chordata, Mammalia, Primates, Galagidae. Gene Ontology annotation, biological process: protein polyubiquitination. Gene Ontology annotation, molecular function: protein binding. The record is from RefSeq and is a predicted model, not a curated record. The coding region runs from base 38 to 1144 and encodes 368 amino acids. The transcript has 5 exons.